Molecule: messenger RNA, 980 nt
Organism: Sphaeramia orbicularis (orbiculate cardinalfish)
Lineage: Eukaryota; Metazoa; Chordata; Actinopteri; Kurtiformes; Apogonidae
Product: amine sulfotransferase-like
Exons: 6
Coding region: 1-858 (285 amino acids)
Molecular function (GO): sulfotransferase activity
Source: RefSeq, a predicted model, not a curated record
AUGGAGAAGAUUUCUGAUCAUAUGUGUCGGUAUAAAGGAUAUAACUUUGCUAUUAAUGAGUUACUUACUGCAGAGUACAUCGAUUCACUCCAGAGUUUUGAAAUCAGAGACAGUGACACAUUUAUUGUCACUUUUCCCAAGUCAGGUACUGUAUGGUCUCAGCAGAUCAUCAUCUCCAUCUGUGAGUUAGCUGGUGGUCUGAACCAAUAUGCUAACAAUUUCGAGCAGAUGCCAUGGUUGGAAUACCGAGAGGAGGGGCUGGAGGAUUAUACUCUGAGACGGUCACCUCGCCUCUUUUCCUCUCACCUGAUCCCAGCCCUGAUGCCACCAGGACUGAAAAACAAGAAGGCAAAGAUCAUUUACGUGAUGCGGAACCCAAAGGACGUCGUCGUGUCGUUUUACCACUUCAGUCAUAUCCUCAAAGAUCUGGACACGCCCGAGAGCUUCGACAGCUAUUUGGAACAGUUUUUGGAAGGAAAAGUUAUAGGAUCGUCCUGGUUUGACCACAUCAGGGCGUGGCAUUCACACAAAGACCAGUACAACAUCCUGUUCCUGACCUACGAGGACAUGAUCAUGGAUCUUAAAGGGGCAGUGACGAAGAUCUGUAAGUUCUUGGGGAAAAACCUCAGUGAUGCAGCCAUCGAACAGGUCGUCGAAAAAUCAACCUUUAAGACCAUGAAGAAUGACUCAAAAGCAAACUACAAGUUUAUUCCACCGGAGAAGCUCAGUGGAGACUUCAUGCGCAAAGGUAAAAUCGGAGACUGGAAAAACACUUUCACCGUCGCCCAGAGCGAAAGAGUCGAUCAGAUGCUUCAGGAGAGACUCGGUGACAUGAAUCUGAAGUUCAUCUGGGAAUAAAAACACUGUUGAAAACUAAAACGGUCAAAUGACAGACUACAGCAGAUGCAAAACUAGAAGAAAUCGCUAAAAAAUUACUAUAUUCAAGCAGCUUCAGUUGAAUGAUAGCAGGACAAAUUCUG